UUUUAUUUUAUUUUAAUUUUAUUUUACCUUCUUUGGCAAGGCAAAAAAUGCUUUUUCUCGACAACCAUUCGAUAUUUUUCUACAUUUUCUUACAUUCCUGCUUAAUAUUGUUUCUCUAACCAGCCCAUUCCGUUUUUUUAAUGGAUUCUAUCUAGCUUUUAAAAACAGCCUCCUUCCAUUUCGAUUUUAUAGCAAGAAUUUUUUUUGACGGGGGCGUUUGGGCGCAGGGGUGUUUAGGCGCGAGGUUAUUUAUAUUCAUGUAGACGAUAGAUAUUUUGAUCAAAUUUUGUUUGAUAAUGUUCCUUAUAUUGUAGACUACCUUGCCUAUAAAUUUCAGAAUUUUCUGUUUUUUAUUUGAAAGGUUACGGUAGAAAAUUCGCUUAAAAAUAGAUUUUUUCGACCUAAAUCGACGUAAAUUCUGAUUUUUGGACCAGAAUUUCUGAAAUUCUGGUCCAAAAAUUCUGAAAUUUUUUGAAGGCUUAGAUAACACUAAUAACGACCUUUCUACAAAAUUUCGUGAAUUUAGACACCUUCUAGGCAGUUUUAUAAAGCCUUCCCCUAUUUGUUCUGCGCCUAAACGUCCCCUCCCCCAACUAAUUAUUUUCAGCCUUUAAAGGCUUUAAGUUGCCAUUAUUUCUUCUAAAUUAUAUUUUUUUAACUCCUUUGUUGAAUAAUAGUCUUUCAUACGUCUUUUAUUUGACAGAUGGCAGAUUACGAUUAUUUGAUUAAAUUCUUGGCCUUAGGUGAUUCUGGCGUUGGCAAAACUUCGUUUUUGCACAGAUAUACAGACAAUUCAUUCACGGGUCAAUUCAUAUCAACCGUUGGGAUAGAUUUUAAAGAGAAAAAAGUGGUUUACAAAAGUGCUAGAGGAGGUUUUGGAGGUAGAGGUCAACGAGUGCUAUUACAAUUAUGGGACACUGCAGGGCAGGAAAGAUUCCGUUCAUUAACCACAGCUUUCUUCCGCGAUGCUAUGGGAUUUAUACUUAUUUUCGACAUUACUAAUGAACAGUCGUUUCUUAAUGUCAGGGAUUGGCUUUCUCAACUAAAAAUACACGCAUAUUGCGAAACACCAGACAUAAUACUUUGUGGUAACAAGUCAGAUUUGGAAAAUCGUCGACAAGUUAGUACUGCUAGAGCUAAACAAUUGGCUGACCAGCUUGGUUUACCCUAUUUCGAGACUUCAGCAUGUACUUCUUCAAAUGUAGAAAAAGCUGUUGAUUGCCUACUUGAUUUAGUUAUGCAACGGUAA
Meloidogyne enterolobii is the source of this 1249-nucleotide messenger RNA. Lineage: Eukaryota; Metazoa; Nematoda; Chromadorea; Rhabditida; Meloidogynidae. The record is from the annotation of a GenBank genome assembly.